AUGUAUGUGUAUGAGGAUUUUAUAUGUGAAACCCCCAACGAGGAUACAGUAACUACGUAUAGUUCUGAAAAGCAAUCAGUGUAUAAUUGGGUGAAGAAAUACUGCGAAAACAAUCCUUGGUUGAUCUCAGUAAAUCAAGCUUAUAUCAAUGACGGUUUUAAUUUAUACGGAUUAAGCGAAAUUAUUAACAAUUACAGUGCAGCUCUUAAUGUUAUAAAAGAUAAGCCUCCAAAAAGCGGAACAGAAAAUAUUGAUGAAAUCAACAAAGAUGCAAUCGAUCUUUAUCACUUAAUUCAUCAGCGAUUCCUAUUGACUAUCGGAAGUGUCCAACAGAUGCAAGAAAAGUAUAACGCUUGCGUAUAUGGACAAUGCCCAAGAGUUAAUUGCCAUCAUUCACGCUUAUUACCAAUCGGAAUAUCUCCAAAAUGUAAUUAUUCAACAGUUAAAUUAUACUGCUUCUCUUGCAACGAUGUUUACGAUGCCCCAUCUAAUAUCAAGUACGAUGGAGCUGCUUUCGGACCAUACUUCCCACAAUUCUUUAAACAGGCAUGCACAUUUAACUCUAAUAAGACUACAAAUAAAAAUUCAGAGCUUACAUACAUGGGUAUUCCACUAGAAUCUAACGAUUACAUGAAUAGAGCUGCUUACAUUCAUGGAAAUCUUGAUCAAGAGGUGAAAAACUAA
Molecule: messenger RNA, 684 nt
Organism: Trichomonas vaginalis G3
Lineage: Eukaryota; Parabasalia; Trichomonadida; Trichomonadidae
Product: protein kinase regulator protein
Exons: 1
Coding region: 1-684 (227 amino acids)
Cellular component (GO): protein kinase CK2 complex; cytoplasm
Molecular function (GO): protein kinase regulator activity
Source: RefSeq, a predicted model, not a curated record